AUGUGUUAGCAAUGCACAUUAUAUUCUUCUGAAGGUUGUCAUAGCUGUGGCACUACAUGUAAAUUAUGUUAAGCAAGUCAAAUAAGUAAUUGCAUAAAUUGCUAUGAAACAAUGCAAAUUAGUGGAAGCUAAUGUAUUUGUAGAAAUCCAUAAGACUAAAGGAAUAUCUUCUAUCAGUGUAGUUAUGAUAAUUAUGCUGUUGUUUAAGCAAUCUUUGAUAGCAAAUCUCCAAUUUUAACACUUGAAUUUGGGUCUAAUUUAGUAAAUAUAAAUAAUCUUACAUGUGACCAAAUAUUUGAUUCUGCUACAUAUCUGUUGCUUGGUUCUAAUUCUAGCUGUGAAAUAAGUUAAACCUAAAUAGUUGUUUCAUUGAGCGAUGAUGCAAUUAUUAUGGCUAACUACACAUUAGGAUUUAAAAGCAAUUUUCUGUAAUUCUAAGGAUACACAAAAUAUAUAGAUACUUUCUAUUUGGUAUCAGUAGUAUAAAAUCUAACAACGCAACCAUCUGUAUAAGUUCAAUUUAAUGAUAUAGAAAAUUCAUGUAAUGACAUUUCUUUUGGAGUUAAAUCUGUUUUAAAUGAUGCCAAAAGAAGUUUCUUUUAUUUGUAAUGGAGCUUUGAUCCACUUUAAGGUUUGAGCGACUCUACUCUUUAAGCUAUAAAUACCAUAUUUUAGACAACUAACUAACAAUAAAGUUAAAGUUUAGUGAUAAACAAAUAUGUAUUGCCUCCUGAUAUUUCUAUUACUGUUCACCUAUUCUACAUACUAAAAGUGAACUAAAAUAGUACUCUUACAUUUAAAACAUUGAACUAAAAGACUAAACAACUUAUUGUAUAAAGCCUUUAAAGCAACUAUCCACCUAUAUAUAGAUAUAUGAAUUUGAAAAUUUUCUUUUCGUUUUUUAUACAAAUUUGUGACUAAUCAGGACCUCAAAUUACUUAAGAACCUUUAGAUAUCUAAAUUGUUUCUUAAGUAUUACCUUAACUCAACUAAAUCCAAAAUGAAUUUAAUGGAGAAUAAAUUGAAGUAGACAUCUAACCUUACUCUAUUCCUUAAAACACUGCAUUAGAUCUUUAAGUAAAUAUGGUUUUACACAGUAAUAAUGCUAUCAGUUCCUCAUAAACAUAUUUAAUUACUCCUGAAUAAACUAAACUCUUAAUUUAGAUUUCUGGGGGUUCAGACGAUAGACUAGUAGAUUAUAAGUCUAAAAUAACUUUAAUAGGUUUAGCUAGAGAUUACGAAAUUUAAGAUCCUAAUUCUCCUUAAGGAAUAUAACUAAGUUGGACUUGCUAAAAUUAAGCUUCAAGUAAUGGUGAUAACAAAUGCUAUGAUUAUUUAAAAAGACCCUUUCCUCCACAAUUAGAUACUCUUAAGCUUAUAAUUAAAGAAAGAACCUUUAAUCCCUAUUAAUCUCUGAAAUUCUUUUUUAUGGGGCAAAAAGAUUAAAGAUAAGCUAAUCAAUCAAUAAUACUAAUGUUUGCAGAGCUAGACAUUCCUCCUCUAUUAACUGUAUUCGAUGAUCCAUUAUAAUAAGAAAAAGUAAAUAUUAAUGAUAAUAUUUCAGUUUCGCUUAUAUAUAACACAGAUAUAUCAAUAAACCUUCUCACAUAUGCAGGCACUGUACUUUAUAACAACGUUGUUGUAGGACUAAUUAAAUUUGACUAUUUCAAAGUAAAAUUAAGAUUGUGGGAUUACUUUUCUGAUUAUCAAAUAGAUAAUCCAAUUAUCUAAGUUAGAUUUUCAGUUUAUAGUCCAUAAAAUGUUAUGCCAAGUUUAUAAAUAAUAAACUUUAAAAUAAAUAUACCUCCUUAAAAUUGUAUUUUUAGUGUCACCCCUUAAACUGGAUUAGCCUUAUAAACUCUAUUCAUAAUUUAGUUUACUGGAUGUACUACUUAAAAUAAUCCUCUAUUAUACUAAUUCUUUUACUAUAAUCAAUUAAGUGAUUAUUAACAAGAAAUUGAGGUACCUUAAAACAUUUUAAGAAGAUAAAUUUAAGACUCUAGUACUUCUUAAUCAUUUGCAACAAUAUUGCCAUCAGGAAAGCCACUAAUGAUCGGAUAGGCUAUGGAUUCAAAUUUAGCAGUAUUUAACUCUACUAUUCAACUUAAUAUAGAUCCUUACUAGUAAGAUGAGUAAGCACUGAUAAAUUUAAUAAAUAAAGCAAUUAUAACCAGCUCUUCCAAAACAACAAGAAAUGCUAUUAUCAAUUUAUGUAUAAUUGGAGAAGAAAUAUCUAAAAACAAUACCCUUUACAAUCUUCCAUCUAUAAAUCAAUCAAAGAUUACACUGAUAUAGGAAAUAAUUAAUAUUGCAAAUAAGCUUCCAAAUACAUCUUUUUUAUCUACUUACUCAAAUAAAGUGAUUGCGAUGAUAUAGUCUUCUAUAGCGACUUAAUAGUAAUAACAAAGUUCUAGUAUUCUCAAUUAAAUUAAUUUAGUACUUAAUAAAUAGUCUUAAUUUACAAUUAAUAGUGAUAAUAAGCUAUUAAAUAAUAACGAUAUUGCCUAAUAAAAUUUAGUAGACUCUUUUAAAAUGUUAAAUUCAACAACACUAAAUAUUGAUGUGAAUAAUUAACCUUAAGACUUACUGAGUACUUAAAUGAAUAUAUCAGAUUAAAUUGGAAAUUUGAUAAACAAUAUAACUCUCCCAAAUCAAGGUUAAUUUCAAUUAAAAGGUAAUUUAAUUUCAUUAAGUUGCGAGUAAGUUACAUAAAAAAAUCUUUAGAAGUACUACUAUGGAUAGUCUUAAACUGUAUCAAAUGACUCUAGUAUUUAUAGUGUUGUAAUCACUAACUAUACACAAAAUCCUUUUUACAAAACAGAUGAAUUUUAAAAUUACGUCAAAGCCUUUUAAGUGAAUGCAACAUCUGAUUUCUAAAUAUCUAAUAAUACAGUUAUAAAACCUGUAAUACAAAGUAGCUCUAACAACUCAUAUUUAAGCUAAGAUAAAUACAUACAAAUGUCCUUCUCAAAUAUAAAGCCAUCUAAAUACAAUCUUACAUGCAUUUAGUAAUAAAAAUCAAUUUGGUCAUCAAGUAGUUGCACAACAUUUAAAUAUUCGUAAAAUGGAAAAUAUGAUUGCGUCUGUAAAGAUCAAAAACCAACAACGAUUGCUGAAGAUUUAAAAAGUGUUCUAGACAAUAAAAAUUUGUAAACAGCAUUCAAUUCUGAUGGACUCUAGAAUAUACUUCAUUUUGAUACCUUCUAUGAGUAUGUUAUUUUUUGGAUUUUAAGUUUUGCAACUCUACUUUAGCUUGGUUUAUGCUACUUUGGUAAAACUAUGGAUAGCAAAAUUCCAGGUAAUAGUUAUAAAACAUUAGCAUCAGUAGUUCAGACUCCUCAAUUAAAUAAUGUUAAUUCCUAAUAACCAUAAGCAUAGUAACUUUAAACUGAAGGAGAUUUAUUGCAUAAUUAAAUUUUAACCAACAAUGGAAUAUUUUAAACUAAUCUAAAAAUUACUGAUAGCUUUAAAUUAAAAGAAUAAUAAGAGAAGAAUGACAACAAAAGCUAAACUCUAUCGAUUCAUAAAAUAUCUUAAACUAGCCUAAAAAAUGUUGAUGAUCAUAGAAUGGUUGAGGACAUUAAAACUAAGAAUUCAUCCUAAAAAUAUGAUUAAAAUCAUGAGAUAAACAUUUAAAGCUUUCAAAAUAAAUAAUAGCAAGUAGAUGGUUUAAAACUUAAAGAAAAUGAGGAAUAAAAUGAUGAUAAGAAAUCUUAAUUUUAUUCAGACAGAAAAAUAAGUAAAUUGCUCUUUAUAAAUUUAAAAAAAGAGUAAGUUGAUGAUAACAAUCAGAACCAAAUACAAGAAAUAACUUCAAAAGAAACUUCUCAAAAUUAAAAUUAAGUUAAUGAUGAAGAAAAAAUUGCAAUUUCUGAAGAAAAAUAAAAACAGAUUCUUUAAAAAUCAUUGUUUUGGAGAGUUUUACUUUUUCAUAAAUUUUUUAACAUUUUUUUAACCCAUGAUAAAUAGCUUUCUAGACCUUUGAGGUUUAGUAUUUUUUACCUAAGAAUAAUUCACUCAUUAAGUAUUUCAACAAUUUUUGAUUAAUAAUAUAAUCAAGCACAGAUGGUUUUUGUUUCGGUAAUAAACUCUACACUUAUCAUUGUUAGUGUGCUAAUAUUAGAAUCAUUAUAUAAGUUUAGGAAAGUAGGAAGAAUAAUAUCAACUUUCUUAAUGAUUGGCUUAUUAGCUCUCUACUAUUAUGUUAUACUCGCAGUUAUUAGUGGUUAGUCUGCGAGCUACUCUAAUGGAAAAAUAGUGUAAUUUUUUACUCUUUUUGGUAUAGAUUUUCUAGUUGUUUCUACCCUAAUGUCAAUAAUAUUUAAUCAAAUAUUAUUUUUUAAAAAUAAAUAUCCAAAGAAUGCUUUAUUUUUAAAACUAUUUAGCCUAUUAAAAAUUUAAGAUAUCUUAUAAAAUGUUUUUAUAUGA
Molecule: messenger RNA, 4428 nt
Organism: Tetrahymena thermophila SB210
Lineage: Eukaryota; Ciliophora; Oligohymenophorea; Hymenostomatida; Tetrahymenidae
Product: REJ domain protein
Exons: 4
Source: RefSeq, a predicted model, not a curated record